UCCCUUCUCUCUCUCUCCCUCCCUCCCCCACACACCAUCUCCUCUCCUCCUUCUCACUUCCCACUCCUCUCUCUCUCUCUCUCUCCCCCCCUUCUCUCUCUCUGCUCCCACUUCUGCAGACCGGUUCUCAUAUGGUCUCAAGGUAGCUGCUCGUCGUACAUGGAUUCCUUGCGGGUGGCGAUAGCGGCGGCACUGUUUGUCGCCGCGGUGGCGGUGGCGGUCGCGGCGGCCGCCGACGACGCGCAGCUGCUGGAGGAGUUCAGGGCGGCCGUGCCGAACCAGGCGUCGCUCUCCGGGUGGAAGGCGGCCGACGGUGCCUGCAGGUUCCCCGGCGCGGCGUGCAGGGCCGGGAGGCUCACGUCGCUGUCGCUCGCCGGCGUGCCGCUCAAUGCCGACUUCCGCGCCGUCGCGGCCACCCUGCUGCAGCUCAGCGGGGUCGAGGCGCUCAGCCUCCGCGGCGCCAACGUCAGCGGAGCGCUCGCGGCGGCGGGCGGCGCGAGGUGCGGGGGCAAGCUGGAGGCGCUCGACCUGUCCGGAAAUGCCGCGCUGCGCGGCUCCGUCGCCGACGUGGCGGCGCUCGCCGACUCGUGCGCCGGGCUGAAGAAGUUGAAUCUCUCCGGCGGCGCGGUUGGUGCGGCGAAGGCCGGUGGCGGUGGCGGUGCGGGCUUUGCGGCCCUGGACGUCCUUGAUUUGUCCAAUAACAAGAUCACCGGCGAUGCCGAGCUUCGUUGGAUGGUGGGUGCCGGCGUCGGCUCAGUCCGGUGGCUGGACCUCGCCUGGAACAGGAUCUCCGGCGAGCUCCCGGACUUCACCAACUGCUCGGGGCUCCAGUACCUGGACCUGUCCGGCAACCUCAUCGACGGCGAUGUCGCCAGGGAGGCGCUCUCCGGCUGCCGCAGCCUGAGAGCGCUCAACCUCUCCAGCAACCAUCUCGCUGGCGCGUUCCCGCCCAACAUCGCCGGCCUCGCGUCGCUCACCGCCCUUAACCUGUCCAACAACAACUUCUCCGGCGAGGUCCCAGCCGACGCUUUCACCGGGCUACAGCAGCUCAAGUCGCUCUCCCUCUCUUUCAACCACUUCACCGGCUCCAUCCCCGACUCCCUCGCUGCGCUGCCGGAGCUCGAGGUGCUCGACCUCAGCUCCAACACCUUCACCGGCACCAUCCCUUCCUCCAUCUGCCAAGAUCCCAACUCCAGUCUCCGCGUCCUGUACCUUCAGAACAACUUCCUCGAUGGCGGCAUCCCGGAAGCCAUCUCCAACUGCAGCAACCUCGUCUCCCUCGACCUCAGUCUCAACUACAUCAACGGGUCCAUCCCUGAGUCCCUCGGGGAGCUUGCCCACCUCCAGGAUCUUAUCAUGUGGCAGAACUCGUUGGAGGGUGAGAUACCGGCGUCCCUUUCACGCAUUCGAGGGCUCGAGCAUCUCAUCCUUGACUACAACGGGCUCUCCGGCAGUAUCCCGCCGGACUUGGCCAAGUGCACCCAGCUGAACUGGAUAUCCUUGGCGAGCAACCGGCUGUCUGGUCCGAUCCCGUCUUGGCUUGGGAAGCUCAGCAACUUGGCAAUCUUGAAGCUGAGCAACAAUUCCUUCUCUGGACGUGUACCACCAGAGCUUGGUGACUGCAAGAGCUUGGUAUGGUUGGACCUCAACAACAACCAACUCAAUGGGUCAAUUCCGCCGGAACUGGCGGAGCAGUCUGGGAAGAUGUCUGUUGGGCUCAUUAUUGGGCGGCCCUAUGUGUAUCUUCGCAACGAUGAGCUGAGCAGCCAGUGUCGUGGGAAGGGGAGCUUGCUGGAGUUCUCAAGCAUCAGAUCUGAGGACCUUAGUCGGAUGCCGAGCAAGAAGCUGUGCAACUUCACAAGGGUGUACAUGGGUAGCACAGAGUAUACCUUCAACAAGAAUGGUUCCAUGAUAUUUCUGGAUUUGUCAUUUAAUCAGCUUGACUCGGAGAUACCCAAGGAGCUUGGUAACAUGUUCUACCUCAUGAUUAUGAAUCUUGGGCACAACCUUCUUUCUGGCCCUAUCCCACUGGAGCUAGCUGGUGCCAAGAAGCUCGCAGUACUCGACCUUUCGUACAACCGGUUGGAAGGGCCGAUACCCAGCUCUUUCUCGACACUCUCCUUGUCAGAGAUCAAUCUGUCGAGUAAUCAGCUGAAUGGGACAAUUCCAGAGCUCGGCUCCCUUGCAACCUUCCCGAAGAGCCAAUACGAGAAUAACUCUGGUCUGUGUGGAUUUCCACUGCCGCCGUGCCAGGCACAUGCUGGGCAAAGUGCUUCCGACGGCCACCAAUCUCACCGGAGGCAGGCAUCCCUUGCCGGGAGUGUCGCUAUGGGACUCUUGUUCUCACUGUUCUGUAUAUUUGGGUUGGUCAUCAUAGCCAUUGAGAGCAAGAAGCGGAGGCAGAAGAAUGAAGAGGCAAGUACCUCCCAUGAUAUUUACAUUGAUAGCCGGUCACAUUCUGGCACUAUGAAUUCCAAUUGGAGACUCUCUGGUACAAAUGCCCUCAGCAUCAACCUUGCUGCGUUUGAGAAGCCACUGCAGAAGCUCACCUUGGGUGAUCUUGUUGAGGCCACAAAUGGAUUCCACAAUGAUAGCCUGAUUGGGUCUGGUGGGUUUGGCGAUGUCUACAAGGCACAGCUCAAGGAUGGGAGGAUUGUCGCAAUCAAGAAGCUAAUACAUGUGAGUGGCCAGGGUGACCGGGAGUUCACAGCUGAAAUGGAGACCAUUGGGAAGAUCAAACACCGCAACCUUGUUCCGCUCCUCGGCUACUGCAAGAUCGGUGAGGAGCGGCUGUUGAUGUAUGAUUACAUGCAAUUUGGCAGCUUGGAGGAUGUGCUGCACGACCGGAAAAAGAUCGGGGUAAAACUGAACUGGCCAGCAAGGCGGAAGAUUGCGAUUGGGGCAGCACGAGGAUUGGCAUUUCUCCACCACAACUGCAUCCCACACAUCAUCCACCGAGACAUGAAGUCAAGCAAUGUGCUUGUUGAUGAGAAUUUGGAAGCAAGGGUCUCUGAUUUUGGUAUGGCGAGGAUGAUGAGUGUGGUGGACACACACCUGAGCGUGUCCACUCUUGCCGGCACGCCGGGGUAUGUGCCACCUGAGUACUACCAGAGCUUCCGAUGCACAACAAAGGGUGAUGUGUAUAGUUAUGGCGUUGUAUUGCUGGAGCUGCUCACUGGGAAACCUCCAACAGAUUCAGCAGAUUUUGGUGAAGACAAUAAUCUUGUAGGAUGGGUCAAGCUGCAUGCGAAAUUGAAGAUCAUCGAUGUGUUUGAUCCAGAGCUGCUGAAGGAUGAUCCUUCACUGGAGCUUGAGUUGCUGGAGCAUUUGAAGAUCGCCUGUGCAUGCUUGGAAGAUAGGCCGACUAGGCGUCCGACAAUGCUUAAGGUCAUGACUAUGUUCAAGGAGAUCCAGGCCGGAUCAACGGUGGACUCAAAGACCUCAUCAGUGGCCACGGGCUUAAGCGACGAUGUAGGUUUUGGAGUUGUGGACAUGACCCUCAAGGAAGCCAAGGAAGAGAAGGAUUAGAUGAAAACCAGGAACGACACUCAUGCACGAAAGAACCCGCCGUGACCGGCAGCAACACGUCUGGUCUUGCGGUGAAAUGCCGAUAGAAAUCAGUCUUUCAGAUGAGAUGCCAUUUUGAAGUUCCACGCAAGCUUAGCAUUUGCUUCUGAUGGUACAAGAUAAAGAAUUUUUCUCUUGUAGCUUUGGUAAGAAGUUGUCAUGUAACUAUAGGAGUAGCUCACUUCACUUUAUUUCCCAGCUUUCUUCGUCUUCUUGUUUCUUUCCACGUCGCACUUGAGUAAGAGCUGUGUAUGUACAUAUAUAAAUGGUGAUUUUUCAUCGGUGCAAAUUCCACUUCAGUUGCUCCUUGUCAAA
This is a messenger RNA of Brachypodium distachyon (stiff brome), 3882 nucleotides long. RefSeq names its product brassinosteroid LRR receptor kinase BRI1. Gene Ontology annotation, biological process: protein phosphorylation; hormone-mediated signaling pathway. Bases 160 to 3528 code for a protein of 1122 amino acids. The record is from RefSeq and is a predicted model, not a curated record. Gene Ontology annotation, cellular component: plasma membrane. Lineage: Eukaryota; Viridiplantae; Streptophyta; Magnoliopsida; Poales; Poaceae. Gene Ontology annotation, molecular function: protein binding; protein kinase activity; ATP binding. The transcript has a single exon.